CUAUUAGCCUCAGCCACACCUGACCACAGGCACUACGCGGCACACAGAUAACGUGCACCAGGUGACCAAACUCGCCACCCAAUUGCACACCCAGCCGCAACCGACGGCGCACUUACAGCCAACUAAAAACUAGUUUCCCUCCUUCACCGCCGCGUCACUUGUCACCUCCGUUUCUUCUGCAAAUUCCCACGGAAGAUAGAAAAAAAUAAAUAAAUUAAAAUGAUGACGUGGGACGAUUAUCAGUUCGACCAAAACCAACACGAAGACCAACACUCCAACCUUAAUUUCGAUUUCCUUUCUCUCAUCUCAAAACCCAAGGAUUAUUAUAAAAUACUUGAAGUGGAUUAUGAUGCCAGUGAGGAUGCGAUUCGCUCCAAUUACAUACGCCUUGCGCUGAAAUGGCACCCGGAUAAACAAAAAAGUGAGGAUAGUGCCACUUCUAGAUUUCAAGAAAUAAAUGAGGCAUAUCAAGUUUUGAGUGAUCCCGUCAGAAGACGAGAAUAUGACGAUAAAGGGAUGCUCUAUGUCUACGAUUAUAAUAUUAUCGAGUACCUUAAUCGUUACAAGGGCCUGAUACUAACCUGUAACGGCCUUGGGAUCAGACAGUCGAUGUGGUAAAAUGCGAACAGUUACUGUUAUUUAUAAACGUCGCUGCAGUUAAAUGAGCUUAAUCUCCUUUUGGUAGCGUUUACCUUUUGGUGUGUAGAGGCAGAUGGAGAAUGCAAUGCAGAGUCUAGCAUGUAUAUAGUAGCAGACACUAGAAAACGACAUAGUAACCGCAGAGUAGCAUUGGAUGUAAGGUUGUUUUGUUUCUUCAGAGGAUCAUAAACGAACUGUUUCGAUAGAUGGUCUUUACCAGAUCCCAUAUUUAAGCGGUUGGAAUUCUAGUUUAUUAACUUAUUAGACAAGCAUCGGUGUUCUUUACUUAUUAGUUGAUUUUGAUUAAUCAUUGAAAGCAUCAAUUAUUUU
Molecule: messenger RNA, 969 nt
Organism: Mercurialis annua (annual mercury)
Lineage: Eukaryota; Viridiplantae; Streptophyta; Magnoliopsida; Malpighiales; Euphorbiaceae
Exons: 5
Coding region: 220-618 (132 amino acids)
Cellular component (GO): nucleus; cytoplasm
Source: RefSeq, a predicted model, not a curated record